AACUCUAAUACAAGUCCCUGCCAUCUGCUAUGUCUAUAUAUUCAUUAUGACUUUGAGUAGAGGUACACUGUAUCUUCAAUUUACUUCUUGUUUUCUCAGCUACCUAAACCUCUCUUUGCUUAAUUUGCCGUGAGUUCUGAAAGCUAUGGCAGAAUUUCUGCUCAAUUUUGCUGCUGAGGGAAUACUGACCAAGGUGACUACGCUUGCUGCUCAAGAAUUCACUCUCGUGUUGGGUUUCAAAGGAGAUCUAGCACAACUGCGUGACUCGUUCCUCAAGAUUCAAGCUAUGCUAAGAGAUGUCGAGCAUUCACAAGUUCGCGGGGAGACUGUGGAAUUGUGGGUGAAAGAUCUUGAAGACAUAGCUCAAGAAGCCGAUGAUGUCUUGGAUGAAAUUGGGUAUGAAGUUCUCCGACGCAAAAUAGAACUCCGUAACCAUAUGAAGAAAAAGGUCAAAAAUUUCUUUUCACACAACAAUCCGGUUGCAUUUCGCUUUAAAAUGACACAUAAAAUUAAAAAGAUCAACAAAUCUUUAGUGAAUUUGAAUAAUGAUGCAGCCUCUAUUGGGUUGGUUGCUAGGACAUUAGCAAAUGCAACCUCUCAAGAUGUUGAAGUACUUGACAGGGAAACCGUCUCCAGCUUUGAUAGCAAUGAGAAGCUCAUCAUUGGAAGGGAGGAGGUCGUGUCAGAUGUAGUCAAAACAUUGAUCAAGUCAAACUAUAAUGAAGAAAAUUAUCUUCCGGUCCUGGCUAUUGUGGGAAUGCCUGGUCUAGGUAAGACAACUCUGGCUAAAUCAAUCUAUCAUGAAGCAGAGAUUGAUAGUCACUUCCAUAAAAAAGUAUGGGUGUGUGUAUCCACCCCGUUUGAAGUCAAGACGAUCUUAAGGGGAAUUUUGGAAUCUCUAGAACCAGAGAAAGCCACAAUACAUAGCAAGGAUGCGAUUUGUAAAUUCAUUCGAGAAAAGCUGGAAAAUAAAAGAUACCUUCUAGUGCUUGAUGAUGUUUGGAGAGAAGAUCCAGAGAAAUGGAAAGAAUUGAGGAGUUGUUUGUUAACAUUUAAAGACACUCGAGGAAGCAGCAUCAUUGUCACUACUCGUAGUGACGAAGUUGCAAAAGUCAUGGAGACCCUUCCUAGGCCUGAUUUGAGAAGACUAUCAGAUGACGAAUGUUGGCUUAUAAUCAAGGAUAAAGCAAUAUCAGUUGGGAGUGCUCCUAUGUCCAAAGAGCAGGAGACAAUUGGUAAAGAGAUUGCUAAGAAGUGUGGAGGUUUACCAUUAAUGGCAAAGGUUUUGGGAGAUAUGCUGCGCUCUAAAACAAGUGACGAAUGGGGAUCAAUUGUAAACAAUAAAAUAUGGGAUUCACUAGAAGGAGAAAAGAGAAUUCUUUCAAUUUUGAAGUUGAGUUUUGAUGAAUUGAAACCUCCAUCCUUAAAACAAUGUUUUGCAUAUUGCUCGAUGUUCUCCAAGGAUUUUGAUAUUGAAAAGGAUGACUUGAUCCAACUUUGGAUGGCUCAAGGAUUGCUUCACCCUUGUUCUAACAAAAACCUAGAGAUGGAGGAGAGAGGUAAUGAAUAUUUUAAAAUCCUAUUGGCCAAGUCUUUUUUUCAAGACGUUACAAAGGAUUAUGGGGGUAAUGUUACCAAAUGUAAGAUGCACGAUCUUGUGCAUGAUCUUGCAGAACAUGUAUCAAAAGUGGGGAACUUAUGCUCACUCUUUUCAAAUGGAGAAGUCCUUGAGAGCAACUUACUUAACUUGAAAUCUUUACGUGUCUUAAAUUUAUACAAGGCUGACAUUAUGGAGUUGCCAAUUUCAAUUGGGAAGUUGAAACACUUGAGGUAUUUGAAUGUUUUGAAAACAAGAAUCAAAACAUUUCCCAAAUCAAUCGGCCAGCUUUAUAACCUACAAACAUUGAAAAUACCUUAUCAGCUUGAAGAGUUUCCAGGGGAAAUUGCAAAUUUGAUCAACUUGCGGCACAUUUAUUUUGGUAGAUAUAUGAAAGUUCCAAGUGGGAUACUGGGACGAUUCACUAAUCUCCGGUCAUUACCUUUUCUCAAGGUGGGUAAAGAAACAGGUCCGAGAAUUGAGGAAUUGAGUGGUUUAAACCAGUUGCACAACACCUUGUCUAUUUGUGGACUCGAAAAUGUGGGAGAUGGAGAAGAAGUGCAGAAAGCAAACUUAGUAGAGAAGAAACACAUACGCAAGUUAAUCCUUGGAUGGAAGCUAGGUAGGCCAAGCCACAAUGUGGAGAAUGACGAUGAUGUACUAGAAGGCCUCCGACCACAUUCUAGAUUGGAAUUUUUGGAGAUUCAUGAAUUCAUGGGUGUUAAAUUUCCAUCAUGGUUAUUGCUAGCCAACCAUUUGAAAGAGAUUGAAUUAUUGGGCUGCAACAAAUGUGAAGGAGUCCCAAUACUUGGGCAUUUAGCCAAUCUUAGUUGUGUUAAGAUCAAGGGAAUGGAGAAUCUGACUUGUAUAGGAUCUGAGUUUUAUGGUGAUGACCAUGUCAACUGUGGAAAUGGAUCAAGUAAGGAGGCACAGCCUUUGUUCCCUGCUUUGAAAACAUUGCAUAUUGAGGAUGCACCGAGCCUGAUUGAAUGGAUGGAAGCGCCAGUAGAGAGAGCAAGUAGGGUGUUUCCUUGCCUCGAGGAGCUGACCCUGUCAGGCUGUACAGAAUUGACAAGUGCUCCCAGUCAUUUUCCAUCUCUCAAGAGGUUGAAAAUAGGAGGCAUGAAAAGCGGAGGCAUGCCAAUAGCAAGUAUUCUAAGCAAUCAACUCACCACUCUCACGCAUCUCACGGUAUCGGGUGUGAGUGGACUGACUUGUCUGCCGGAAGGGAUGUUCGAAAACAACAAGAAUCUUGCACAUUUGGAUAUAGAGUUUUGUCCGGAAUUAAUUUGUACUUCUCCCCAAUCACAAGGAUCUGAGUACCGCUGUGCAUCUCCUUCAUAUUUGCGGCUAUUUUAUUGUGAGAAUUUGAGAUAUUUACCUGAUGGGAUACUCACACCUUCUCUUAAAGAGCUGCGGUUGUGCCAUUGUGACAAUUUAGAGUACAUCCCAGAUGCUACACACGGUGGUCUCACAUCCCUUGAAACAUUGAAUGUGUGCUGGUGCUAUAAAAUAACUUCCAUUCCAUUUUCACAAGGCCUCCCAUCUCUUGGUGAAUUAUAUAUAUAUGACUGUCCCGAAUUAUCAAGUCUACCGGGUGGGCUGGAAUUUUGUACCUCUAUUCGGAGUUUGACAGUACAAUUGUGCCCCAAGGUACCAUCCAUUUCAAUCGAAAGUCUGAGUACAUCCCUCCAAGAGUUGUGUGUAAGUAAUCUAGACUCUAUUCCAAUUUCACGAGGAGGCUUCACAUCACUCCGUCAAUUGACAAUCGAUGGCCGCGAAGGUGCACAAAUUGGGCCAGAAUGUUGUGCCUUUCUUCAAAACCUUGUCUCUCUUCAAAAUUUGACGAUACAAAAUUGCCAAAAUCAAGAGACUAUUCCAAUUUCAGACAAGCUCACAUCCCUCCGCAGCUUGAACAUUUCUUUUUGUGAUAAAUUAACAUGUCUACCGGAUGGGUUAGCAGCAUCGUCACAGUCCUGCAGCUUCACCCGUUUGAAGAGAUUGGCAAUUGGUGCUUUCUGCUCGGAGCUCGAUGCAUUCCCAGCUUUUCAGGCUAUACCACAGCUUGAAUCAUUAUGGAUCGCCGGGUGGCCUAAGCUCAAGUCUCUGCCUGAACAAAUUCAACACUUGCCUUCUUUAAGACAUCUGAAAAUAGAGACCUUCAGGGGAGUGGAGGAUAUUCCAGAAUGGUUGGGAAACCUUGCAUCUCUUGAGCACCUGACUAUUUGUUGCUGCGAGAGUCUAGAGUAUCUACCUUCUGUGGAAGCUAUGCAACGCCUCACCAAAUUGAAAGAGAUACGCAUCGUCUACAGUCCCCUUCUAGAAGAAAGAUGCAGGGAGGAGAGCGGCCCAGAGUGGCCUAAGAUUCGUCAUCUUCCAUUCAUCCAGAUUGGAGAUAUAAGAAUCGAGAAUUGACCAACGCAGAGUACAAUAAAUUUCUUAAAGUGACGACAUCGAGGCAAAUAAGGUUCCUAUCUUUGAUUGCUCUCAAUCGGAAAAUGCUUGAGUUACUUGGUGUUUCUUCAAUGCUGCUGGUUGCCUCGAAGUAUGAGGAGAUCACACCUCCACAUGCUGAAGAGUUGUGUUACAUAACAGAUAAACAUGAGGGUGAUUGAUACUUAAGGCCUUGUAGUUUGAUUUGCGCAAUCCUACAAUAAAGACAACUUUAAGGUUUGCAGGAGAUCCAAUAGAGUUGCUGAAGAGAGCGCAAAAGCUUUCCGAAACACCAUAUGGGGAGUGGUUGAGUCAGCUAAACUGAGAAAUCAUUGUUACCGUGGAAGCUGUUGCAUGGAAAAUCUCUCGACAGAUUGCAGCAUACAGGUGGACUCUUCUGACCCUUCAUAUGUGUUGCUCUAGUUGUGGACUAGGUUUUCAUCAUUUUUGGCUCUGUUGUACUAAAAGCAAUUUAUAGCCAUCAAAUGGGACAUCUUUGCAUAGCAACAAUCUGUCUGAUGGAUGAUCGAAACUAGCUAAUUGGUGAAGCAGAUGCUCUGUUGUAUUUGAGAUUAUGGAUGUCAUGUACCCAUAAGCAGUCAUUUGGUGAAGGCCAAAGCAUUCUCAGAGCCAAAAAUAAAAACUAAAAAAUUCAGAGAAGAGGGUCUGUUCCUGUGGAGGGUUACUUGCAUCCAUUUACGUUAUAAGCACUAAGCAAUCCCUUAACUUCAUGAAGUUCCGCACCAAGGCAAGUGGAAAGCACAUAAUGUGAGAAAAUCUAUGACUUAAUGACUCGCCGGCUCACCCACAGGUUUCCUGUCAGCUGACGAAGCUUUUAGUUUGUGCCUCCGAAUUGUCCCCCAAAGUGGUGGUGUAUGAUUAUUGGGCUAACUCUGUUUCCUAUACCCUUUUAAAAUCAUUACUAGCUUGGAAGGAGCUGAAUUGAAAACUCUUAAUGGCUUUCACAAUGCAGCAAGCCAAGAUUUGCUCCCUUUAUUGUCAAUAUUGGGGAUUUGGUUUCUACAGAGCAACUGUUAGCCAUCUAAUCUGAGAUCUUUGGAUGAUAAUCAUGAUAUGGGCUGGAAAGAAACAAUCUAAGAUGAAGCCAGUGUUGAAUUGAACUUUUAAGAUGGUGUUGGUCUCUUUGGUGCCAGCCCAGCUGAGAUGUUCCACUAGAGUUGGGAGCACGUAAGGAUGCCAUUGUUCUUUGAGUUACUGGAUAAAGUUUGGAAACAGGCUCAUCUGUGCUCGUGGAUGCUUCUGCCCAAGCAGAACAACCGGUCAGGAGCGAACAUGUGGGAACAUGCUCCACAUCAGCUUGGCAAACUUAUCAAGGAGCCUCACAUUCACACAUGAUGAGACGUCUGCUCAUGCCUUAGAGCUACUCAUACAUUAAGGAUCUUCAAAUGUUGUAUCACCCUCCAUUCAGCUGCAUUCUUUAUAUAGCUAAACGAUCAUAUAGUGUAAUUAACCAAAUUUAUUUGAUUAUAGUGAAACCACUGGCAAACAACCGUGACGUAGCCCUAAACUCUAGCCGAGUUUUGGGUGAACACGUAAAUCUCCUGUGUUAUUAGAUGUCGUUGUCUUUUACGUUUAAUUUUUAUUGG
Messenger RNA from Rosa chinensis, 5637 nucleotides. Its product is annotated as putative disease resistance protein RGA4. Bases 146 to 4012 code for a protein of 1288 amino acids. The record is from RefSeq and is a predicted model, not a curated record. The transcript has 14 exons. Gene Ontology annotation, molecular function: ATP hydrolysis activity; ADP binding. NCBI's taxonomy places the organism in Eukaryota, Viridiplantae, Streptophyta, Magnoliopsida, Rosales, Rosaceae. Gene Ontology annotation, biological process: defense response to other organism.